GAUCAGAUCCUUGUAUGGAAGGGAGUUAAUUGGGGGUUGUUUGGAUGCUUGUAAAGAUUUAAGCUGUAAACCCUUUACACAUGAAAAGAGUUUCAGGUGUAAACUGUUUACAUGCAAUUCUGUUUGUCUUUUAAGUGGUAAAGUGUUUACAGGUAAGCAGAUCAUGUGUUUGGCUAACUUGUAAAGGAUUUACAAUGUAUAAAGUAGGCAUUCACACCACAUGGAACUUGGGGCAGUAAAUCCUGCCAAUAUCUGCAAAUCACAUAAAAAUUGCUUUAUUUUUUUGGGCCCUAGGAGAGCAUCAAAGUAUACACAGGAUUUAUGGAUUGGAUAUCCUGCACGUACAUAGUGGGCCCCACACACAAUCAGGAAGGUCUUAAUGGUGGGUGUCCCAUCCCAAAUGUUCCCUCUCGUGUGGCCCAUCUGAUGAUCAAUGCGGCUGUUUUUUUUUGGGUUCGUAGGACAGCAUCAGGGGAUGCACAUAAUGAAUAGAUUGACUGUACUAUACACAUCACGGUAGGCCCCUCACUCAUGAAUGUGUAUCAACCAUUGUGUUCUACCAUCUAUAAUGUCUUUUCAAUUGUAAAGACUUUACUUGUAAUAUGAAACAUGGCUUUUUGCCCGUAACCCCUUUACAACUAAGGAUUUUAUAGGCAUCCGAAUGAGCCCUCAGAUUUCCCCACCGUGGUAUCAGUAUCACAAAGAUGUCAUGGUCCAACAACUAACAACACAUAAUUGUAACAUGAUGAGUUCGAUUAACCUCUUCAUUAUGGUUUAAGUUUAGAUGGUGAAGGAUUAUCUUGUCUGACUCAUUCUGAUGACAAAUAUUAAGUUAUUCAAUGCAUACAAUUGAGAUUGUCUUCAAGGAUGCAUUUGUGUGGAAAUAUCGACUUCCCAUGGUAGGGCUUCUUGCAGAGUGCGUGCUUGAUAUGCUUGUUAGUCUUGUUAAAAUGGUAAGUGAUUCAGCUACAAAGAUCGGGUACAGUUUUUCUAAAAACAGUUCCUUUGAAGAGUAAGGUCCACUUGUGAAGUGAUUGCAAUUAGAAGUCUGAAGGGGACCUACUAUCUCUAGAACUUCUCUAGGCAAUGAAUCAAUGGUGCAUGUUAUGUUAGCACUGGCUAUGUUGUUUCUAGUUUCAUAGGCUGUGUGUCUGUUUGCUCACCCUCAAUUAGUAUGUUUGAAUUCUGGAAAUGGUUACUGUUUAUGGUUAUUGAGACUGGAUUCAAUAUAAGAAUAGUAACAUGAGACUUCACCUACAUGCAGGCUCAACCCAAUGCACUAAUUCAUGUCUGAGUGCUGUAUCUGUUCUUAGGAUGAGCAAUAGCUUGGAGUUGUCGCAGACCAAAAGAAAGAAAAAAGAAAGAAAGAAAAAUACCAAUAUGGAUGAUUUGCUCAUUUUUAGGAGCAAAUGGUCAGUUCUGUGAACCACUUUUAGGAGUAAAACACCUUGGCUUAGACUGCUGUUUUAUUGAUAUAGUGGGAUAUGCAGAACCUCCCUUCACAGGAAAACACGUACAAGCAACUAAAUCCAGUGAUUGUAUCUUAAAUUAGCCUAAACAUUUUUGAAGCAGGAACUCAUUUGUAGUUCAUGAUGAAGAAUUUAAGGCUGUUUUCGACAUUAACUUGCACAUGGUGAGAUUACAUAUGGCCCUUGAUGCUUCUCAUUAUCAUCAUAGCUCUGUCCCAGUUAUUUGGGGUUGUGUAAGGAACUUUCGCGUUUGCUUUGCAAAGAUCUAUUAUCAGCUGUCUAUUUGACUGCAACCCCCCUCUCCCCAGGCUGGGGAUCGACCAGCUGGCUCAUCAUACUCAAUGCUUGCAAUUAUAAUUUAGCAAAUCAUUUCAUGUUUUAUUCACUGUACUACCCUCAUUUUGAAGUAUGGGAAUUGUUUUUAGCUUUCAACGGUCAAAAAUUACAUUUGCAUUUUUGUUAUAGACUGGAAAUUAUAGUUAUAGAUAAAAUCCUUCUGAAAUGUCUUAGAAACAUUUAGUUUUCAGAAUUAGUUAAAAAUAUUAUGCAAUGGAAGGAGCCUUAUUGAAACAAUGUCUGUGCCCAACCUUUUUCCUCAAUGCUCUGGUAAAAACUGGUCAUCCUGAUGCUAAAAAGAAAAGAGAGAGAGAGAGGAAAAAAAAAACAACUACUAGUCAUCCUGCAUGGACGUUCAUAGAGGAAAAAAGUGAUGUGAGGUAUGGGUCCUGUGUGGGCUUCAAUUAGGUACACCUGGUUUUUAGCCUCCCAAAAUUUCAUGCCUUGCCUGCUUUGGACUGGAUUUGCACUUUCUAGCUAGCUCUGUUUCAUUUUCAUCCCCCAUUCAACUGAAGUCUGUAAAAUCAUAGUUGUCUAUGGUAAGGAUCACGUUCAUCAGUUGAACCUCAUUGAAUUUAUUUUCAUCUUUAAAUAAUAACAUGGUGCAUGAAGAUGACAAUAACGGUAUACUUGCAGAUUGCAUUUCUAAUUUCUGUCCAGGUUGGCUUGCUUCUCUGAUUUGGCCCUAUUCAGAGCUCAAACAGAACUCAUUCAGCCUAACUUCUGGUCAGUCGUAUGUAGCACCAAUUGAAAUGGCACCAUGCUGCCUUUCAAAAAAGGAGAAGAAGAAGAAGAAGAAGAAGAAGAAAUAGCACCAUGCUGCAAACAAUGUACAACUCAAUACACGAACUUUGAUAUGCGUAUUGUGGUUAGUUGUUGGCAACAAAUACUUUAAUGAUAAGCAAGUAAAAGAGGAAAUAAUGCCGCAAGAACUGCGAAAGAGAAACUGGAAGAGUUAUGCAGUGAUGCAUACUGACUUCCUUUUUUCUUCCCCUCUCUCGGGAAGUGGGAUGAUGCAUACAGACAAGAACUUACUAAGCUAAAGGAAUUCCAUCCCAAAAGAUGAGGGUGAAGGAUGGAUCUCCCCUUAGCAACAACGUUCUCUUCCUUUGGCCUUUCAGUGAACAUGAUUACAUCAAACUUCAUGCAAUGGUCAUAAAUCUAGAAUCCCCAAAAUAGAAUCAGUUAAUUUCGUUGGUAACUGCUCUGCACCAUCCACUCAAUGGGACAGUCAAUUUCUGCUAGAAGUGGGCUGGAGAAAGAAUCCAAAAAUGGGUUCGAGUUACAAAGGAGAGCACGAACCGUAAUGCUUGAGUUUAUUUUAAUUUAAUAUUCUGAUUGAAACAGAAACGCAACCCUCAACUGGCUGACUGCAUUAGUUGUAUUGAAGUUCACUAUUUUUCUAUAGUGAACCUUAUAUUCUUUUGCAUUUCUUAGGUAAGUUAAUUUUGACGUGCUCAUGGUUAUCCAUUUAUUCGGAAGCCCUGCUAUAGAAUCUACCACUAGAAUCUUUCUCCUUAUUAUCCCUGUUCCUGACCUAGCCUCAUAAUUGACAUUGAUUAGAAUUUCAUGAAUGUUAGAUAUACAUUGAGAUUAUGGUUUACCGCAAAAGGUGAAACACAACGGGGCUGCAAAGUAAUUCCAUAGAAUUAGCUGGAUUGCAAUCAAAUUCAUUUCAUUUUGUUUGGCGGAUGCAUUUUGGAACUGAAGACUCAGAAGCUAAAAUUAGAUAUCAGUUCUAGUUUUUGGCCACUGCAAGUCAAAAGUGUGGACUCCCAGGUAUAACUAAUGGUACUGGUCAUUUUUUGUUUGGGUGUGCAUGGAGACACACCCGUUGAUUCUUCCUCAGCCUUAUUUGGUGACAGGCAACUGCUCAAGUCGUGCUUCCAACAUAUUAUUCAUUACUUCUUUCAUAGCUUCGAGAAAUCCCCCAGACAUGAUGCAUAUGUGCCGAAGUUUGAAGCGGAACUUGCUCAAUUUUGUGAGAAGCUGGUGAUGGAUUUGGACAGAAGAGUAAAGCGUGGUCGGGAGCGGAUAGCCCAGGAGGUGGAUGUUACACCAACUGCUCCAAUCUCAAGCGAGAAAUCUGAGCAGCUAUUGGUCCUGGAAGAGAAGAUAAAGAAAUUGCUGGAGCAAGUUGAGACCCUUGGUGAAGCUGGGAAGGUGGAUGAAGCAGAGGCACUCAUGAGGAAGGUGGAGAUGUUGAAUGUUGAGAAGACAACCUUGACACAACAAGGAUCAAACGAUAAAGUGUUGAUGCUUACACAGGAGAAGAAGAUGGCACUAUGUGAGAUCUGUGGUUCUUUCCUAGUAGCCAAUGAUGCUGUGGAGAGGACACAGUCUCAUGUGUCUGGAAAGCAGCAUAUUGGGUAUGGCAUGGUACGGGAUUUUAUUAGCGAGUUCAAGACGGCCAAGGAGAAGGCAAGAGAGGAGAGACUGGCAAAGGAGAAGGAAGAAGAGGAAAAGAGAAAGCAGAAGGAGAAAGAGAGCGAGAGUAAAACUAGAGGGCAUGAUACUGAAGAGAGAGAAAGGCACUCGGAGCGAGACCGAGAUCGAGAUCGAGAGCGUGAUCGGUACCGAGAGCGGGACUGGGAACGCGAAAGGCCUCGAGACUGGAAUGGCAGAGGGAUCAGGGAUGGAGGCAGGGGGGUGGAUAGGAAGCACAACCAUUACCGGAAUGGGAGGGACUGGGGUAGGGACAGGUACCGUGACCGGAAUGGGAACAUGGACAUGCCAAGGGACAGGGGUUGGGAGAGGAGUAGGUCUCGUUCUCCUUCUAGGCAUAGUCACAGGAGGUCAUCAAGAAGCCCGGUUCGGCCAUAUUAAUGGAUGUACUGGGCAGAUAGAUGCCCAAUCUUUGAAUCCAAAGAGGUAGAUUUCUUUGUCUCUUUUUCUGAAUUGUUCCUUUGUUGUCUGAGUCUAAAGUAUAAUCAUGGAUGAUAUACUCUUUCUUUCAUCAAACAGUUCUGUUGAGAUCCUACCAUUUCCCAUAUCGAUGAUUUUAGAGGAGAAAGGUCGAGGUAGGUGAAUUUUAUAUUUUUUUCCUUUUUUGUUUGACCUUGGUUUCUUUAGGCUUGUUUUGAAUUUACAUGAUCCAUAGAUUAAGAUUCUUUCAUGCCCA
Molecule: messenger RNA, 4926 nt
Organism: Magnolia sinica
Lineage: Eukaryota; Viridiplantae; Streptophyta; Magnoliopsida; Magnoliales; Magnoliaceae
Exons: 5
Coding region: 3594-4631 (345 amino acids)
Biological process (GO): mRNA splice site recognition
Cellular component (GO): U2-type prespliceosome; U1 snRNP
Molecular function (GO): mRNA binding
Source: RefSeq, a predicted model, not a curated record